GCUUAGAGAAGAGAUCUGCAUUGUAAGUAGCUGUGAGAGCAGCAGCAAGUGGUGGCUGUUUUCAGCCUGUUUUUGUUUUCCCAGGGGGAGGCGGCACGGUGAACAAGAACAAGGAGAAGAACCGGGCAGAAGAUUUUAAAGAGUUUCUGCUGGGUUAGAAAACAAAGACACUGAAGGAGAGGAGGAGAGGGAAAAGGUGGCGAGGGAAACCGGGAGGAACACAAGGCAGCAAUGGAUAGCAGAGUGGCUCAGCCUGACCCUGGGAUAGCUUGGAUUCACACACAGCUGCUGGCGGCCGGCCAGCACACACACUAGGCUGCUAACACCGAUGAGCUCCCAUGUGUUCGUUCAGCCAUGCUUCCUGGGUAUGGAUUCUCACCUUUUCCUGACUUCCAACCUCACCUUCACGCUUUUCGCUGCCGAGGAGAGAGUCCCAGCAUGUGGAUCCCUGGCUCGGGGGAGUCCCAGGCUCUGAGCGAGGCCCAGGAGGACAGGACUUUGCUCCACCCGUGCCACCACAAGCAUGUAGCAGUGUGCCAGCAGGAGACAUUGGCCUUUAUUGAGCUGCAACCACCAGUGACUCCUAAACUAAACUGUCUUGGCUCUCUGAGGCCCCCUGCUAUUCCAGAGGCACAAUGCACUACACACACCCGGCCCCUGAAUGGUUUCAGACACACACUGAAUGAACUGAAUGACAUGCAGAAGGGCUGCCACAGGACAGACAAUGAGCAGGAAACAACGCUGAAUUUGAACUGUCACACAUCUGUAGGUGACUGUGAGUUUGAAUGUCUAAAUGGCAUCAGGACUUCUUUGCAGGAGCAGACAGAAAAGCCUCAUUCUGUCACAACAGUAUGUCGUCCUCUCCACGCAGCUCUUAGCCUCGAUCUGCCGUUCCCUUUGUCCUCUCUUUACACAAACACAGACCCCUGGGAAUCUCAGUUACCUUGCUCUUCAUCCUUACCUGAGGGUCCGGAGUGUCGAAGCCCAGACUCCUGCCAGCCUCAGAGGAGGACGUCCCAGGGUUCACUGAAGGAGAAGUCUAUGCGGAGAAAGAUGCAGAUUUAUUCCCCAGACAGCCCGAGCGAUGAAUCCCUCAGCAGCCCGAUCCUGGACGCAGACUACCUCUUCCCAGGACCCUUUGCUUCUUUCCUGGAGGAGGACCUCAGCAGAUUAUCUUCCCUGGAGGCCAUUUCAAGCCCCUCCUCCAUAGACGGCUUCUCAGAUCUCCCAAACCUCAGUGAGGAGGAUAUUUUUAAUCUACCUGAAGAACCCCUACACAUAAUAGAGGACUCACUGCCGUCCAGUGCCACAGGGGGGAGCUUUUUGUCCCGCAGCCGUCAGGGGGAUCAGGAGCGACGGCGCUUCUCGGCCUCAGAGCUGAUCUCUAGACUGCAGCUGUCUCAGAGGAAGAGCUCCUUCACACUGAAGCUGGGGAAGUCUCUGUCAGCUCGAGUGGCCUCCAGAGACCGACAGAGCACCAUCACCCUCGGGCCCAACGCUGACUAUAAGUCCAGCUCGAGGCACCGCAGCUCCGGAGGCUCCAGUGACAGCGCCCCCCACAGUCCUGUAGGACCCCCACCCACUCUGUCAGGCAGCGACAAUGGCAUGCAUAGGUGGAGCACCAAACUCGGAAUGCGAAAGAAAUCCCUGGAGGAAGACUGCACACUUCCAAUCGUCACCAGUGUUAAUCGCUUAUCACGGUUUUUGCCUAGCUCGAUCCUGUACCAGGAAUACAGCGACGUGGCCAUCAACAGAGAGAUCCAGAGGCAGCAGGGGAAGGAGCCUGGCCCAGAGGAGGAGGGUCUCAGGGACGAGGGGUCAGACGGGACCCCCUCUCCGUCCAAUCUGUCCCCGUCCAGCUCCUUCCGCUCCUCACAAGGCUCUGCCUUUGCCCUUUGGCAGGACAUCCCAGAUGUUCGCUCCAGCGGCCAGCUCGACAACUUCAGCAACGAGGAGCGGAAAUUACAGGAAGCCAAGUUUGAGCUGGUGACAUCAGAGGCGUCGUAUAUUCGCAGUUUGACCAUUGCAGUGGACCACUUCAUGUUGUCGCAGGAGCUCGCAGAGUGUAUCGGGGCUCAGAACAAGCAGUGGCUCUUCUCGAAGCUUCCUGAAGUCAAAGGCGUCAGUGAGAGGUUCCUUCAGGACCUGGAGCACAGGCUGGAGGAAGACAUUCUGCGUUUCGAUGUGUGCGACAUCGUCCUGGAUCACUGCCCGGCCCUGCGGAGGGUUUAUUUACCUUAUGUGACCAACCAGGCGUACCAGGAGCAGACGUACCAGCGUCUGCUGCACGAGAACCCUCGCUUCCCCGGGAUCCUGGCUCGUCUGGAGGAGGACCCCGUCUGUCAGAGACUUCCUCUCACCUCUUUUCUGAUCCUCCCGUUUCAGAGGAUCACACGGCUGAAAAUGCUGGUGGAGAACAUCUUAAAGAGGACGACACCGGGCUCCCGAGAUGAGGACAAUGCCACGAAAGCUUUCAAUGAGCUAAAAAAGAUCAUCAAAGAAUGUAACUCCAGCGUGCAGUCGAUGAAGAGGAUGGAGGAACUGAUUCACCUCAAUAAGAAAAUCAACUUUGAGGGAAAGAUCUUCCCUCUGAUCUCUCAGUCCCGCUGGCUGGUGAAACACGGAGAGCUGCUGGAGGUGGACACGCAGAUGAUGAGUAUUUCUGGAUCAAAGCUCAAGUUGCCCACCAAGCCGGUGUACCUCCACCUGUUCAAUGACUGUCUGCUGCUGUCCAGGAGGAAGGACACGUGGAAGUUCAUGGUGUUUGUCUACGCUAAGAUAGGAGAGCUGAAAGUGAAGGAUCUCAGUCAGAAGCUGCAGGGCAUCUCAGGCUUCAUCUUCCACCUGCAGCUGUGUGAACGCCAGCAGCUCAAACACCAGAUCCUGCUCAAGUCCAACACCGAGAGUGGGAAGCAGAGAUGGAUCACAGCCAUGUUUCCAUUUGAUCCGCUGGAAGACAUCGGGCACGCCACUGAGAAUGACGAUAUAGCCCAAGUUCAGUGCAUCAAAAGCUAUCAGGCCCAGGAGCACGACGAGCUAACCCUGGAGAAGGCCGACAUUCUUCACGCUAAGACCAUUACAAGUGAUGGCUGGGUGGAGGGCAUCAGACUAUCUGACGGGGAGCGGGGCUGGUUCCCCAAAACCUACGUGGAGGAAAUCACGAGUCGCAGCGCUCGCCUCCGCAACCUCCGGGAAAAUAUCCGCAUUAAAUGUGUCACGCAGAAACUGAAGGGGGGCGACUGACGCUUCUACUGCAGCUUGUCGAAGGUGCAUUUCACUUGCUGAGUUGCACUUAAAGUUACACAAAACUCCAAAUGCUUCCUCCUCAAGUCCUACACUUUGGGCUUAAUUUAUCCUUAGCUAAGGGACUUGCUUAAGAGUGGUGCACAGAAUCUUAAAGGUUUUCUUAUGGCAUUUUUUGCAUGAAAAGAGAUUUUACCAUAAUGAAAGACUUAUAAUUAGUGAUAUCUGCAUCUUCUCACCAAUUUGGCCUCUUGAUUGUGUUUUUUACUGUUGCUCAAGAAAAAAAGAAGACGAGAAAUCCAAAUUAGUCAGAGAAGUAAAACAUUACACUUAUGGAGGAAUACAAAUAACUGGAAACAACAAAUGUGGGAGGAAGUUGUGGAUGGAUGUGGGACCGAAAAUAUGUUGAGUACGCAGGUGCUUAAACAUCCAACACUUUUUACCUUGUGAGAACAUUUUCGCAUGCUGGAUGAAAGUGGAAAUUAAAAAGCUUUUGAUGCCCUUGUCCAUUUUUAGAUUAAAAGGUUUUUAUACAAUGACUUUGUAGACAAACGUUUCCACCAGGACAGUUCUAACAUUUUUGCCACUCAAUCACUUUAUGACUGUUUUCUAUGAAUGCACCCAUCACCAUUUCAAAAGCCUGAGAAACAUGCACAUUUACCAGCACAAGAAAUACAUGUUAUCAUUCCUUGGUUGAUGUCAGAGUUAGUUUUUAUCCUGUCAUGUCUCAUAUGGACAGAUUCCCUUUUAAGCAGUCCACGUAUUCAACAAACAUGUGCCCUAGUUACUGAAAUAAAUAAAAGCCUGGUGCAACAGUUUAUUAAUUCCACGUGUUAAAUGUUGGACUGUUAAAACAUGUUUGCCCCUUAUUAAGAGAACGACUCCCUCCCCUUAGGCACUGUCAAUGUCUGUCUGUAGUAACUGGUUUUUUAAGACUGCAUGAACUCUGAUGGUUGUCUAGAUAAGGCAGCUGCAGAAUGAUGGUUUAUUUUUAAUUUUUCUAAUGAUUUCACAAUUCUUUGAAACACAAAUGAAGGACAGACUUUCCUCUAAACAAGCCUGCACCACACAACUUCUGUUGUUCCUAAUCUGACUAAAGCAUUACACUGUCUAUAUUCUGUAUUUUUAUUAUUGUCAAGAAAUCCCACGAACAGAUCGAAA
Molecule: messenger RNA, 4404 nt
Organism: Trematomus bernacchii (emerald rockcod)
Lineage: Eukaryota; Metazoa; Chordata; Actinopteri; Perciformes; Nototheniidae
Gene: arhgef19
Product: Rho guanine nucleotide exchange factor (GEF) 19
Exons: 16
Coding region: 355-3243 (962 amino acids)
Biological process (GO): regulation of actin cytoskeleton organization; activation of GTPase activity
Molecular function (GO): protein binding; guanyl-nucleotide exchange factor activity
Source: RefSeq, a predicted model, not a curated record